Molecule: messenger RNA, 948 nt
Organism: Mytilus trossulus (common blue mussel)
Lineage: Eukaryota; Metazoa; Mollusca; Bivalvia; Mytilida; Mytilidae
Exons: 1
Coding region: 1-948 (315 amino acids)
Source: RefSeq, a predicted model, not a curated record
AUGCCUGGAGGCAAUAGCCUUACAAGUAACAAAUCUGUGAAAAGUGGAAAAUGUGGAAACACUGUUCAGACUUUACUAGCUGCCAAAUUAGAUAAAGUUGACAAAGAAAAAACUGAAAAACCUAAUAAACAACCAAAAAGGACUCACUCUGAAGUGUCAAAUGAAUCAAAUACAAGUGUUGAUCUGACUGGUAUAAUUAGUAUACAAAGGGACAUAGAAGAAAUUAAACAAAACCUGGAGGGUGGAUUAAAAAAGAUAGACCUUGAAAAUGCAACAAAAGACCUUGUUAAGUCAAGUGAUCUGGAAGUCAUUGUAACUACUAUAGUGAAGAAUUUAUUUAAAGAAUUUACUUCAUCCAUAGAGACAAAAAUUGAUAAAAAAGUAUCAGAAGUAAUAGAGGAAAUGCAAGAGAAAAUAGAUGCAUUAUCAAUAGAAAAUGAGAACUUGAGGGAGAAAGCGGAGGUAGCUAUGAAAAGCCUAUCUGCAACAAAGAAAGAACUACACCAAAAUGAACAACUGACAAGAGAAGCUAUUACCAGCAGCAACUACAAUGAACAAUAUUCUCGCAAAAACAACAUAAGAGUUAUAAACUUUCCAUGGCGAGAGCGACAAGAUCUGCGUGCGGACUUUAUUAGUAAAGUGAAAAGGGACAUGAAUGUUGAACUUGAGGAAAGAGAUGUUGUCGCCAUCCAUAGAAUUCCAUCUGACAAAUUAGGACCAAAACCUCUUAUUGUGAGACUAUUCAGUAGUGAUGUCAAACGAAGAGUGAUGCGAGAAAAGAAGAAUUUACAAGACCAUGUAAGAUUUUAUGAUGACAUUUCCAAAAGGAACAUUGAACUGAUGAAAAGACUAAAUGAGACUGAAUGGUUCAGCGACGUAUGGUACUUCAACUGUGGUGUAUAUGGAAGGAUAUCCGAUGGUCUACAGGUGUCAGACCACCAAUUAUAA